Fopius arisanus is the source of this 2277-nucleotide messenger RNA. RefSeq names its product filamin A-interacting protein 1-like. Gene Ontology annotation, cellular component: nucleus; cytoplasm. Bases 241 to 2184 code for a protein of 647 amino acids. Gene Ontology annotation, molecular function: K63-linked polyubiquitin modification-dependent protein binding. NCBI's taxonomy places the organism in Eukaryota, Metazoa, Arthropoda, Insecta, Hymenoptera, Braconidae. The record is from RefSeq and is a predicted model, not a curated record. The transcript has 4 exons. Gene Ontology annotation, biological process: regulation of canonical NF-kappaB signal transduction.
GAAAAUUCACUGAGGAAUGACUGACGCAGUAGCCAAUACUCAGUUCACAUUGAAUCAUAAAAAAAGGAAAAAAAAUAUUGAAAAUAUUUUCACAAAAUAUCAUUGAGUCAAAAGUUAGUGUCAUGUAAGCGGAGCCUGGUUCUCUGAUCGUGCCAAUUUUCUUAUCAAUCGUAAGGAUAUUAUUUAAUUACUCACUCGAUUGACCGUUAGUGGGUUGAAUUGCUGGGGAGGGCUGUCGUGAUGUCGAUUCCAGAUUUCAGAGGGACAUCGGUACUCCCUGGAGAUGUCCAGGAAGAGGAGCCCCAGUCUAUGACGAAAAGUGCUUUCGAGAGUCUCGGAAUUGAUCUGGAUAAUGGAAAACCCAAGUUCAGGCUCAAUGAGCCUGUGCUCUCCGGUGCUUGUUCCCUGAGGAGUCAGCAUUUUAAUCAUGAAGAGGACGAUGAAGAAACUUCCUUCGUAGUCCUGGGGAAGAGCUCCAUGGAUUUCGUUAAUUCUGCAUCCCUGGCGGUUUACGAGCAAAUCAAAAAGCAGAGUUUAGCUAUCGACACAUCGAUUGUGUCCACUCUGAGUCACGAGGAAAUUGAGAAGGCGGUCGUGGAAUUACUCCAGGAGAAUCAGAAAUUGAAGGACACUCUCUCUCAGAACAACAACACCAUGAAGCACCAUUUCAACACUUUAGUGUCAUAUCAGGAGGAGUUAAAGAAGGUCCAUGAGAAUCACAAGCAAAAAUUCGCAGAGACACGGGACAUGAUUACACUUUUGAAGAACGAAAAUGAACAAUUGAAGACAAGAUUAACGAUGGACGCCUCAAUGAUGAGCUCAAAAUUUUCAGGAGAAAUGAUCGAUGAAUUUAUCAGCCAAAGCCAUCAAAGGAAGAUCGAAUGUCCCUCUUUGUUCCCAGAGUCUUCUCUGAGUCUAGAGGAAGUAGCAGACAGUAUUACAGCCGAGCCCUCUGCAUUAUCAAGAAUAUCAGUUUUAGCUCAAAACGCUCAGAGCCGAAGGAAUGAGUCAUCCCUGUCCAAGACAACCAUCGAAAAAUCCCCUCAACCUAGCAUGGAUUAUCAGCAGGAAAUAAUCAACGCCUUGAAGAAGCAGAUAAAAAUUCUGAGUGAGAACUCCUUUGCUCCUCUGCAGCUCAACGUGGACUCGGAUAAUUCAGACGGGAAACAUAGCAAACAGUUCCUGGAUAAUUUUACUCAUUACAACAAGAAGCUCGGGGCUUUGGCUAAAUGCUACACUGAGCAGAUGAGUCGUUUCACUGAGAUUCAGGAGUGCCUAAAGAGUUGCAUCGAGACCCUGGACUAUUAUGAGAAUUUCGAACCCUCUGAACUCUCCUUCGACACAAGAUUGAAGCACAAACAGACCUUGGAUAAUGUACGUCGAGAACUCAUUGAGGAGCAGCUGAAGAACAUCAGCGAGAGACAGAACCUGAUAAAAGCUCAAAAACAGUUUGAGAGCAUAUUCUUAGAUUACAAUGCAGCCCUUCACGAAUUAGAUAUUCUUCGAGAGGAAAAUUCGAAGCCAGUGGAACGCAAUGUCACCCAGGAACCAGGCAAUCUGAAUCUGCUGAAGGAGAAAAAGAUGAUGGAGGAAGCGAAGGAGAGGUUUGAACUCGAGAAGAAGAGUUUUUUGGCUGAGAAGACGAUCUUCGAGCUGGAAAUUGAGUCUCUCAGUAGAGAGAAGGCUUCUCUCAAUACUCAGAGUAUGUUGUAUGAGGCCCAGAUGCAGACUCUUCAAGAAAAUUGUAAAGCCCUGGAGAAGCGACACAACGACCUGGUGUCGAAGGUAAUGAGGCUCAAAGAGGCGAUUGAGGAAAAAGAUAUCGAACAAAACAGAUUACGAGCUCAAUUGGAAGUAGCAAAGGAUGAUCAAGAUCAAAUUGAGCACUUGCGAGCACAAAUGGAGAGCUACAAACUUGACUUCGAGGAGGAGAGGAUAUCACGGCAAGAUUUGCUAAAGGAGCGAGACACAUUGACAACUUCGUUGGCAACAAUUCGAGAGUAUAAUCAACAAUUGCUCCAGAAAAUUAAUGGCCCUAAUCCUGCUUCAGUACACUCACCGAAUGAACCAGAUAUGUCCGUUGACGGGAUCCCCUUUGAUGCAUUCUGCAUUUCUUGUGGAUUGUAUAAAAUGCCAGGGCAGUGGCAUGGUCCAGGACUUUGCCAACCAUUUGAUGAAUUGUAGAAGAAACCCAAGAGACCCUUAACAGAAUUAGUAAUAGAAAUAAAAAUGUGAUUAAUCUAUGAUUUUUCUCUCUAAUUGUGAUUUAAUCAUAUG